AGAGCUAUAUAAUUUCUUCUACAUAUUUUUAUGUUCACCUACCUCUUUCUCUAGGCAUUUUUUUCAAGAUGGAUACAUUAUGGAUUAAAUAUCUUAUUUGGGCUAUUUGGCAUACUUUAGGUGCUGUAGCGAUCGAGACAGCCACGACAUUGCCACCGAAGUUAGCGAAUCUAAUGAGGAGAACAAAUACCACGCACAUAAAAGAUUUACUCAAAAACACAAGGAGAAUCAUCAACGGCGUACAAAGCGAAGGGAAACCUUAUAUGGUGUACCUGAAGCUGCCGACUAGCAGUCCUAAAUUCAAAGAUUACAAACGAUGGUUGUGCGGCGGGGUGAUAGUCCACGAUGAGUAUAUCCUCACUUCCGCUGCCUGCAUUGAGGACGUUGGCCAUUUCUAUAUCGUUUCCGGAGUAUCAAAGUUUUCAUUUGACGAUGAUCGCCAGAAUAAUAUGUGUAUAAAGAACGGUGCUAAAAAGGCUAUAUGGAAAUGUAUUCCGAGAAACUACGUUUUCGACGGUCACGAGAAUGACAAUAUCAGAUGGAUGAACAAUGACAUAGCUGUUGUUAAGGUGGAAGACGAAUUUGACUUCAAUCGGCGAAUUAGAGGUUGCGACUAUAUACCCAGACCAAUAUGCUAUAACAACCAGAGUAUUAAGUAUGAGGAACCCGGUACGGAGGCCAUAGUAUCUGGAUGGGGAAGUACCAACAAGUAUAAUGAUUGGAUAAACUCGCGUAGAUCUCGUAGAGAUUUUGACAAAACAGCACUUCUCGAAGCCAACGUUAUGGUGAUGGCUAAGAAUCGUUGUAAGAAGCGAUGGGGCAGUCGAUAUCACAAUAUCAUAGACAACUAUAUGAUCUGCACUAGCGACAUGACGUCGGAUUUAAGUGAAAUCUGUUCGGAAAAAUAUGUGGACUGCCAGGACAUACCUGAUGAAACCUCUGACGAAUUUAGACGUCUUUUGGAGCCACCGCCAGAACGGAAUUCUUUGGUCGUACAUUCAGCGUACCACAAUGACACCAGGAAACAACAGCGCAGGUUGACUGGUGGAGGUUUCUGUGAGAACGACCACGGUGGACCCCUGGUUACCGGAGAUGCAGCCAGUGCGAUGGUCAUCGGAAUCAUCUCGGCAUGUCUAGUAAAAGAACGGACCAACCAGUGCUACGGACCUUUCCUCUACACCAGUGUCUAUAAGAAUCGGGUUCUAAUUAACUGCGCAAUUUAUAAAGAUGUUGGAAACGACUGCAACAAACUGUUUCGCGCUAGUAUAACGCAUACAGAAGUUGAAAUGAGUUGGGUCGACCACCCUGACGGACCUGCCAAGAACGAAAUAAAGAAAAUGCGGCGAACAGAAGAAAAAGAGAAAUUGAAAUUAGGAAUCAACACAACUGGAACAACCAAAGUAGACACUACGACCGAUAUUUAUGAACCAGAAGAUAUCCCACUGCAAAAAGUUGGUGUUAUACUAAGAUCGCAUCCUGAAAGCAGGACGAAGAGCGACGACGUUAGAAAUGCAAAUGUUACCGUUGGUACGGUAGCGCCCUCAAUACCAGUUGCAACUAUGCAUAUUACUUCCGGAACCAGUCAAACUACAGUGGAAAGCCAAAGUAAUAGUACUCCUAGUAUCUCAGGUUAA
Messenger RNA from Hyposmocoma kahamanoa, 1634 nucleotides. RefSeq lists its product as uncharacterized. Gene Ontology annotation, molecular function: serine-type endopeptidase activity. The transcript is spliced from 10 exons. Gene Ontology annotation, biological process: proteolysis. Lineage: Eukaryota; Metazoa; Arthropoda; Insecta; Lepidoptera; Cosmopterigidae. Bases 69 to 1634 code for a protein of 521 amino acids. The record is from RefSeq and is a predicted model, not a curated record.